Fonticula alba is the source of this 10906-nucleotide messenger RNA. RefSeq lists its product as hypothetical. Bases 1 to 10812 code for a protein of 3603 amino acids. The record is from RefSeq and is a predicted model, not a curated record. NCBI's taxonomy places the organism in Eukaryota, Rotosphaerida, Fonticulaceae. The transcript has 9 exons. Gene Ontology annotation, cellular component: endoplasmic reticulum membrane.
AUGACCAUGGAGACCGGUCCGUCGUCCGAGCCGGCCCACCAUCCGGGACCUGAUCAGAAUGAGGCCGAGUGUCGGAUCUGUCGGUCGUCCAAUCCCAUGGCCCAGCUCUGGGGCGAGGAUGGCGCCCUGGGCGAGGGCCUGGCUGACGCCUCAACCAGCUCCCCUUGGGGACCGGCCCAGCUCCAUCGGAUCUCCUCGCUCUUCGGCACGGCCGCCACACCGGUUCUCAGUGGCGGCCGGGUGUCCGAUGCCACCCGCAUGAGCAUCAUCGGCUACUACAACACCUUUGUUAAGCCUUGCAUUCUCCUGACAUGGGUUGCUCUGCGGAACUCCAAGACCUGCGAAGUGUGCAACCAUGAGAUCGUGUACCAGCCCGUCUUUCACAGCCAGGAGCGCGAGAUUUCCACCAGCAGCCUGCUGAAGGCCGGCUUCCAAUCUCUCGUGCAGACGGUCACUCGGCCGACGGUAGUCAUCUUCACUUGGCUGAUCAUCGUCCCGCUGACAGUGCGCCUCUGCUGGUACAUGUACUUCGGGCAGGCGCCCUGGCUGCUGGUGGCCCAGUUCCCGAGCAUGGCCCCGACCAAGCCGGACCCCUUUGUCGGACCGGAUCUCAACCCCCCCUUGGCGGAUCUCUUCAGCCGGACCCUCGAUCCGACGGGCUGGCUCACGCACAUUGGUGCCUUCACGCCGCUCGGCGGCCGGGCGGGUGAUGACCACAGCCGAUCCCCCGUCCCGGUGGCUGUAUCCCCGCCGGGCGGUCUGUCGGCCUCGAUAGCCGGCCCUUCGGCCGAGCCGCAGGAGGUUCUCCUUAGCCAGCCGGGCCGGUGUCUUGUGCGCUUGGAUUCCGGCACCACACCUGGGUCCAGUGUGUUGUUGGAUUCGGCCACCAUUCUUGGGCCGGUGACCUUCGGGGAUAUUGCCUUGUCGACAUCGCUCUCUCGCACGGCUCUGUUCCCCCUGGCCGGGGAGGCCCGCGCCUCGGGCCUGUCACCGGCGCGCAUCCUGCUGGAGGUCUGUGGCCAGGCAUGCCCGCCGGCCGGGGCGCCUGGCCGGACACCCGGCGGCCCGUCGAUCGACCACCCGCCAGGCGGACCUUCCGCCGGGACUUUCCCCCAAAGCCCGGACAUCGAGGCGCUGAUCGAGAGCCUGAGCGUGCACUCGGCCCUCGGGGCUGAGGCCUUCCACUUCUUCCCCCUGAGCACUUGGCGAACGGCCAUCUCGCUUGAGGGCGGCAGCACGCCCAGCCGGCAGCUCCUACGGACGCAUGUGGCCGGGCCCGGACGCGCGGCCCUCCUGCCGCCGGGCGUGCGUGACACCCUGGCGACUGGUGGCUCGGCCGACGACCGGCCAGCCAGCCCGCCGGAGACGCCGGAUACCGCGGCGGCACCGGACGCGGCCGUGGUUGCGGCCGACCGGUCGCGGUUUCCGCGGCUGAUCCAGCCCCUUGGCUGGCUCUUGGCACUCCUUGCCGAUUGCGUGGCCGGGAUCCUGCUGUACGCCUUCAACAUGUCGGCCCUGAUGGGCCUGACCGAGAUCCGUACUCGCGUGGUGAAUAACAGCGAUGCGGCGGCCGCGGAGAGUGCCACAGCGGCGGCCAGUGCUGCCGCCGCCGCCACCGCUGCCGCCGCCGCCGCCGCCGGCGCACCUGCAGCUGCAGCUGCUACCCCCGCCGACGGCCGAGAUGCUGCUGCGGAUGCCGCGGCGGCCGAACCGGCCGCGGGCCUGACUGCCUCGACGGAGGCCGGGCGCCCUCCAUCCGGCGGCCUGAUCAGAUCCAUUCCCAGCCCCGGCGUGCGUUUCACCGGCAGCAUGUCAUUGAUCGACUUGACAGAUGGCGGGCCUCCAGAUGCCCCAUUCAGUGGCGGCAGUGCUUCGAUGCCGGGGGGGUUCGUCCGGCGGCGGUCCCCUUCGGCGGAUUACCUUCGGCCCUCGUCGGUGCCCGACAUGGGGUACUACUCCCCGGGGAUGGUGGCUGCCCAGCGGGCGGUGUCCCCGGGACCGGGUGAUGAGGGCCCAUUCGCGGCCGACACCAAUGGCACCGGCUUGGCUGCCACGGGAAUGGAGCACUUGACCGGGUCGCCGCCGCCCGGCCUGCGGACGCCCCUUUCGCCGGUUCAGCUGCAUGGCAACCCUUACGCGCCCUCUUCGCCCGGCGGCCCGGCGGCCGGGGGGUACCUUUCUUACCAGCAUCUGUCCUCGGGACAUGUGUUUCCGCACCCCCCGGGGCGCGGGCACCAGCGCAGCACAUCGCUCUCGGUGCAGCAGCAAAUCCAACGCCGAGUCAGCAUCAUCGCCAAUGACAUGAGCGACGACUCGUCGCCACUGUUGACCGGCAUGCGGCCGCGCUCGGUCAUGGGGCGUCGCGAGAGCGAGCGCUACACGUCGGAGUUCGCUUCGUCGCGGUCCUCCUCGCGGCGUGGAUCGGCCCCGAUGGCGGUCACCGGGUCUCUUGACAGCCUGGGCUUCGGCGGGCCGGCCACUGGCGCCCGAUCGCCCAUCCAUCCGAUGCCCCUGUCGCCGGGGUUUCUCGGCGGCGCCCAGCCCGCCGGGUCUCCUCAUCUGGCGGCGCCCAUCGGCGGCGGCGGCGGCGGCGGCGGCGGCAUGGGUCAUCCGUAUGGCGGCGGUCACACCGGGUCCACCGGGGGCCGGUCCCCCUCGCCUGGUUUGAGCCGCGGAUCCCCCAGCAGCAUGUCCGCCUACCUGAGCCCGGGCACCCCGAGCAGUCCGUCGCCAUCGCCGACGGGGUACCCGGCCGGGGCUGCGGGCAGCCCGCACAGCCGGCCCCGGUCGGGCAGCAUGUUCGCCAUGUCUCCCCAUCGCCGUGGCUCCCACAGUCUCUAUUCGCCGAUGGCCUCGACCCUGGUCCUGGGCCAGCUGUCGCCGAGUUCCUCGAGCGCCGCGUCGCCCAUGCCCCUGGCUGCUCAUGCGGAAGGCAGCCCGACUUCCCGACUGGCCACCACCACCACCCCCCCUGCUGCAGGUAACGCAGCACUCUACCUCUCUUCGCCUGUUUUCCCCCCCUCCGCCACCAUCCCCGAUGCCGCCGCCGCCGCCGCCGCCGCCGCCGCCGCCUCCCUCCCCGCUGGCGCCGCCGCCGCCAUUGCCUCGCCGUCAUCCUCGCCCUCUUCGCCACUUCGUACCCUUAGCCCGGGCUCCGGGUUUCUGUCGGUCAAGAAGCCGGAUGACCCGCUGGGGCUUUUCCUGUUUGAUGGGCUCUUUCCCGAGAGCCUGAGCUCCGGCACGAGUCCCAAUCCAUCGCCCAAUCUGGCGGCCAUGGCGGUGGCGGCCAUGGCUACGGCUGACAGCGACGACAUGCACCCCGAUGCCAGCCCCUCACUCGCGCCCAGCGUCGCUGGGCCCCCUGCCCCUGCCCUUACCAGUGUUUCGUCCCCCCCGUCGACCGCCACGGCUGGGUCGGCCGCAGAUGCUGCCUCCGCACCCUCGGGCGCCAUCCCGCCGUCCGGAGCCACAUUGCCCUCGACGGCAGGGGCUGCCACGUCAGACGCCCCGGCGGUUGCCGCACUCUCGGCCGCUCACAUUUCCACCCCCGCCCCCGCCCCGGCCACUGUCCCCGCAGCUGCCUCCCGUUGCGCCGGCCCGCCUGCCACUCUUGUGGUCGUGGGCGCCACCGCCGCCGCCGCCGCCGCCGCCGCCGCCACCCCCUCAUCCGCCAGCCCCGCGAGCGGGUCGGCCGCCUCUGGAACUCGGUCUGCCGAGGGGUCCGGCCGGCUGCCGGCGGCCGAGUCGGACUUGGGUCGCUUUGGUAUCAACAUGGCCGAGAGCCCGGGGAGCCCGGUGCCAAGCAGCCCGGCGCGGCCCUCUCUCCGCCGGACUUCCCUCAGCUACUCGACCAGCAUGCCAACCUCACCCUCCUUGGGGGAGGUCAACUCGCCGGGGGUUUCGGCUGUCUCGGCGUCCUUUUCGGGGCUCGGGUCGCCGGGGGUCUUCUCGGCCUCCGGGAGCUCCUCCGGCGGGCCGGUUGCCGCCACGCCGGAGUAUGCCUUCGGCCGGGGGCCAGGCAGCUCGCCGGCCAGCGAUCGCCGCCCGGGUGCCCCUCAUGCUGCCUAUAGCCGUGGUUUGACGCCGGUGUCCGAGGAAACGUCCGACCCGGGGCUCGGGCUGGGCUCCGAGUCUCACGAGUUCUUCACCCGGCUCGAGUCCCCCGGCCCGGAGGGAUUCAUGGCAAGCGAUCACCCACGUCCGGGCAAUUGGGGCAUGGACUUCACGCGGCUGAGUUCGCCCACCGGCGGCAUGGACGGCUCGCCGUACUUUGGGUCUAGCGGCAUGCCCGGGCGUGGGGCCUAUGCUGGGAGCCCGGCCGAAGGGGUGCCGAGCUCCUCCCUGGCCCGGCUAAUGUACCAUGCCGAUGGGAGCUGGCGUCAGCAGUCGGAGGACCUCGGCCCCGGGGCGUCCGUUGCCAGUGUCGGCUCCGGCCCAUCGCAGCUCGGCGGCCGGGGGACUCGGCGCCGGUCUGCCAGUCUUUCCUGGGGAUCUUCGGCCGCACGCCACAGCGCAUACAUGUUCACUGGCCCGGCCGAUGUCGGCGGGCCCAUGGGAGCCGACCCCGGUGGCAAUGUGCCCGGGGAGAGCCCCAGCCUCGGAAGUGGCCUGGCGGCGGUGCCCGGCGGCGGUGCCCGGUCCCCGGGGCUUGCUCCCCGGCGGAUGUCCGGUUCGUCGGCCUACCCAGGCCGCGAGGCGGCCGCCGGUUCUGCAACCGCCAAUGCCGGGUCACCCAUGCUCCUGCCGCCGAAUGUGGCAUACCAUCAUUCCGGAGCCUCGUCCGGCUCGCCGUCCUAUCCUGGACCACGGGAGGCUCACCUGUUGCCUGGGGCUGGCUCGGCGUCCGGGCGCUUUGCCUCUCCAGCUGCCCCGGGCUCGGACUCCUUGCCCUCCCUCAGCCGCAUGGGUCCGCCCGCGGGCAGCACUGUCACUGGUCAGGGCAUCACCAUCGGCGGGAGCAUCAACAUCAGCAGCAGCCACACCGGCAUCAGUAGCAGUGAUGGCAGCAGCAGCAGCAGCAGCAGCAGCAGCAGCAGCAGCAGCAACAGCAGCAGCCACAGCAACAGCAAUGACAUGGCUUCCCCCGGAGGCCAGUGGGCCGAUUCGGGCAAUUACUAUGGCCUCGCGUCGAGCCCACUGCUGGGCGUCGGGAUCGGGGGCUCCGGCCGGUCCUCCCGCCGGGGGAGUGCCAGCUAUGGCCGUGCGUCGCCGCUGGGCGGUGUCGGGGGGCAUCUCCUCCGGAGGUCUCCCUCCCCCGGGCCGAGUGGCGGCCUGCUAGAUGGCACCAUCCACUCCAUGGCCAUGGGGGAUCCGCCUCUCGAGGCCGCGGGCAAUCUUCCCCUCCCGGGGUUGAUGCCCAUGGCCGGGGGGCUCUUUGGCGGUGGGGCCGGCAUGGAUUUCGGUGCCCCGCCCGGGGUGGCGCUUGGCGGUGGGGAGCCGGCCCUGGCAGCCGGGCUUCCUGGCAUGGGGGGCCUGCCCCCGGGACUGAACCAUGGCGCUGCCCAGGAAGAACGUCGCAAUGAGCUGAUUGCCGCCAUCAAUAACCUGAAUGACUCGCUGCAUGGGUUGCUGUCACGCGGGACGGAGCCCGAGGCCGGCACAGGACGCGGGGAAACCGAGAAUUCCUUCCUCAAGCUCCUGAAAGAGCUGCUUGGCUUUGGCGGGUCCUUCCGUUCCAUGCUGGAGAACAUCCUCUGGGUGUUGAUGUUCAAUUCGGUCUUUCUCGGAUCCUUCGGCUUCCUGCCUUGGGUCAUUGGGGAGUGUGGCUUGGCGCUGACUUCGGCGCUAUUGUCCGGGGUCAGUCACCUGGUGGCGCCGAUCUUCCCCAACAUUGGCCUGCUCUUGCGUAAUGUCCUGGCCCCGGGCAUUCGGACCCCCUUCCGUCUUCUGGCUGACUACCUCAGCCGACGGGCGGUUAGUUCGCUGCUUGUGGGCCCUUCGGCGCGGGCAUAUCGCCUGGUCGGCAGCUCGGCUGCCACAACCCCCGGGGCCAUCCUUGCCGGCGGCGGACACACGGCAGCCCGCCUGACCGCCAAGCACCUGCUCCCGACGACAGGGACCACCACCUCGGCUUCGGUGGCCGCUACAGCCACGGCAGCCACGGCAGCCGGCGUCCUCCAGUGGGUGACCACCCUGGUGUCGUCGGUUUGGUCCAGCUGCCGCGCGGCUCUCGGGCUGGACUCGGCCUUCUGGCUGGCCUCUCCCGGGCGCCUGGAACACUACUUCGUUCAGGGCAUCACCGCCGGCGAGGCCAUCCGGACGGCCGUCUGCCCGGCGUCCAUCUCCGGGGUGGCGGUCGGCGCUUCGAAGGCGCCGGGCCCGUUGCUUCUCGGGCGGCUGGUCUUCGGCCAGGGCAUGUGCUCGGCCCUGGUGGAGGCGGUCCCAGUCCUGGCGCCCGGAGACCAACUGUCCGAGACGCGGCUCUACUCCGGCCUGCUGGGGGAGGGGCUCUUCGCCUCGCGCAGCCUGACCAUGCUGCUGGGUCCGGUGGGCGCGGCCCUCCGGCCGGUGGCCACCCUGCUGCGACUGGACAUCCUGCUCGCCGGCUUGCAAGAGGUGGCCGUGCGGCCGCUUCAGCGCCUGUUCCCCGAGGCGCGGCUCUGGCUCAGCGGGCUUCUGAUGAAGAUCCCGCUCAAGCUCUUCGGGAUGUCCUCCUCCGGGCAUGAGCUCAGUCCGCUAACCGGGUCCAUUGCCCUGGUGCUGGACCUGGCCGUGGCUCUGAUGGUGGGUUACGUCCUGAGUGGGCUGGCGGUGUAUGCCUACCUCCGAGCCAUGGGCCGGCUGUUGGGGAACAACCCGACUGCCGCCGGGCUGGCCGGGUCCGUGGCCGCCGGCCAGGCGUCUCACCCUGCGGCCGAUACCGCGCCGACUGGUGCCUCGGCCACCGGCAACGGGUCGGACAUGGCGAGGGACCCGGCCUCGAUGGCGGCCGAGGCCAACGGAGCCCCCGCAGCCCACGGGGCCAACCGACAUGCGGCCGACCUGGCUCACACUGCCGAGCGCGAUCCCCUGGAGACGCUAGACGCACAGGCAGCGACCCUGGCUGAUACCCUGGACCCGGACACUGGCAUCGAGAAUGACUUCUCGUUCAUGCAGUCGUCCAUGGGCGGUGGCCAGCAUUUUGCCGCCGGGCUGAUCCUGGUAGCGGACUUCUUUUCUUUCCUUGGCAAGUUCCUCAUCCUGGUGAUUCUUCACCUCCUACUGGCGCCCAUCUUCACGGGCAAGAUGGCUCGCCUGCUGCUGAGCCUGUUUGUGGCACCGCUAAGCGUCCUGCCUGGCACCGGGGCGGCCAUGCUCACGACCGGGGCCACCCUCCCGCGGGCGGCCAAUGUGCGCCAGCUCUUCUGGGACUAUGUCUCCACUUCCCUCCUGCGUGGGGUCUUCAGCGUGGGGAGUGCGAGCUCCGGCGAGGCGACCGGGGCGGUUCUGCGCGAAUCGGCCUCGCUGGCCGCCUCGCUGGCCACCACGCGCGGGGCGGUCCCCUUGACGGUGACCGGCCGGUGUGGAGCCCUCUUCAACUUCCAGGGCGCCGGGCCGCUUGCACUCCUUCGGCCCAGUCUGCUGACCACCCUGGCCGGCACCGAUCUCGAUGGAUCGUGUCAGCUGUCGACCGAGUAUGAGACGGCCAUCGUGAGCCUGGUGUUCACCUGGUGCUUGGGGUUCCUGCUGCUUCGGCUGGUGGACUACCUGCGCCGGCAUUUGGCCCGGCUCACCCCGCGGCCCUCGGCCCAGCGAUACUUCCACCUGCUGCUGGGCCUUGCCCCUGCCGAGGGGUCCCCCUCCGGCCGCGUGUCAGACACCCCCAUGGUGGAUGAUUUACUGGGCGCCGGCGGCGACGGCGUGUUGGAGGACCCGGAUCGCCCGGUUGCCGGGCUGGCGAUUCCCCCUCCCAACCUAGACCCUGGUCCACGCCGCGGGCUGGCCUUCGUGGCGUCCAACCACAUUGGCGAGCUCAUUCUCAAUCGCCUUGAGCUGCCCCUCAAGCAGGAGGUCCUAUCAUGCUUGCAUCUGCUUGCCAUCACGGUGUCCAGCCUGCUGUUGGGCAGCCUCGUCCUUUGGUCGCUGACCUUCGGCCUGCGUGUGUUGCUGGGCCUCGUCGACUCUGGACGCCUGUAUCUUGAGCACCUCCUCGACACCGGGGGGGUGCUGCUCGGGGGCAAUGGCACGCGGGUGGCACCGGCCGGCACCAACUCGCGCGCGGGUGUCACCGGUCGGCCGGUUUCCACGGCGCUCACGGCGGCCGGCCGGCGCCUGCUCCUGCCGGGGCUGCUCGAUCGGGCCUGGUCUCCGCCCUCCUUCGAUCUGGGCGGCGUGGGGUUGUCGCUCUUUGGCCCGCUGGCCUCGGGGCCGGCCCCUGGGGACAUGCGGUCCGGGGCGCUGCGCGCUGGCGGCCCGGCGGCCGUAUCCCUGCCGCUGCUUUCCUGGCCGGGCCAGCAUCCGGAAGCCGAGUGUCUAUGGAGCCAGUGUCUGUUGCGCCUGUCGACCGUGGCCCCGCCUGCCUGGUCGCCAGGCCUUGGGCCGAUUGUCCAGCUGGCCCUGCAGCUGGCGGCCAUCUGGUGGGCGGUCUCGGGCCUGCUCUUUACCCCGGUGGGCCGAGGCGCCAGCGCCCGGGUGACGGCCGCCGUGCAAACGGUGCUCACCCGUGCCCGUGAGGGGUACCGCCAGGAGCGUGCCGCGGUGGCGGCGGCUCAGGCAGCCGGUGCGGCCGACAAGCAGGCCCCCAUCGGCAUGGCCUCGCCGCCGGCAUCCGCCCUCCUUGUUGACACCCUUGCCUGGAAGCUGGGCUUCUUGCAGGAGAGCACCGGCGCCGACCGGUCCUCGGCCGGCCAUGGUGCUGCCCCUGCGGUUGACCGGCGCUUCUGGCAUGGGAGCAUCGUCCAGCACAUUGUGUCCUAUUCCAGCCUCCUGGCUUCCUACCUGACGGCCAUCAGUCUCGGCCUGGAGGGGUACUUGUUCCCGGAUGCGUCGGGCGCUCUCGGCCGACCGGGGUCGCGCCUUCUGCUUAAGACCAAGUUGGUCAUGUAUCUUUUGAUUUCCGCCGCUAGCAUCAUGGUUUUCUGGACGCUGGCCAUCGCGGCGCCCAUUGCCGUCGGCCGGUCCUUCUGCUUCCACCUGCCGAGCUUCUGGAAGAGCGAUGGCUGGGCGCUGGCCUCCGGGAUUGCGCUCCUCCGGCUGGGACUCUUCAUUGUCCAAGUGUUCCCCCUCUUCUGGGAGCUAGUUUGGCUGCCGACCGCUUGGCGCAAGGCGGCGGUGGCCCUGCUAACUGGGCAACUCCGGGAAAUGAUCCGGGCCUGGUGCAUCGGAGCCGCGACUUACAUUUCGGUGGGCCUGGCUCUGGAUGCCAGUGUCUUGCGUGUGGCCCGGCAGCUGGUUUUCGGAUACCAGUCGCCGCUGGAGCUGCCACUCUUCGCCUCGACCUGGCGCACGGAGCAGGGUCUGACCGACCUCCUGCUGUGUCUCUUCCAGUGGUGGCUGACUGGCUGGGCCAUGCGCAUCGUCGGCCACUGGAUCUAUCCGGACAUGGCACGCGCCCAGGAGCUGGACGCAGCACAAGAACAAGCGGCGGCGGCGGCGGCGGCGGCGGCGGCUGCUGCCGCGGCAGCAACGGCCGUGCCCGCCGGUGCCACGGUCAUGGCCCCUGCCGCCGCCAGGAUGGACACCGCCCCCGGCCCCAUGGCCGCCACCAUCGCCACCACGCCGGUCGCCUCUUCCACAGUGGGCCCGCGACCCGUAGGUGGCCUGGCCACGGCGCAGCUUGCGCAUGGCCCGAGUGACGGCAUGGCGACCGGCGUCGGGGCAUCUUCGCAAUGCGCGCCGGCGGAUGCCCUCGGCUCCACGCCGGCCGGCUUGAUGCAUCAUGACUUCCCCUUCGACCUGCAUGAGGAGAAUCAGGGCUACGACGAGGAGUAUGAUGAGGAUGAGGAUGAGGUGAACUUUGUGGACUCCUGGAGCGACAGCGGCCCGGUCGGCGGCGGCGGCGGCGGCGGCGGCUGGCUCGGAGUCGGAGGGUCCUUCCUCUCGUUGAUCCUGCGCCCGGCCUCGAUCUAUCCCCGGAUCGAGCGGCGGGCCCUCUUCCCGGGCGAUGGCCGCCGGGCGGCCCUCUCGUGGAUCACCUCCGAGGGGCAGAUGGCCACCGAGCCGUUGGACAUCGGCCUCAGCCACAUCCAGUUGCUGAUGCUCCGGCCCAUGUCCACGUCUCUGCAGUUCCUGGUGGUCCCGCUGUUGGGGGCCUUCCUCGUGAAGGUUUCUUCGCACUUGGUGGUUUUCUGGCUCACCGGCCUGGCUCGGGCUCUGGCGCGUCUGCUGGUCACGGUGUCUUCCGGCCAGUCGCCGGGGUCCACCUUCAGCCUGGCGGCCGAUGUGAUGGCCACCCUGGCCGGUGGGGGCACGGCUGCCGGCACCGGCCCCACCGGCUCGCCUGGGUUGCCCUCGCUGACAGGCCUGAUCCUUCGCCGGGCCAUGGGCCUGCUCAUGGCCCUGGCCGACUUCCGCCUGGCCACCAUCCUCAACCAGGUGGCCUUUGCCCAUCCUCUGGCAGCCAUCAUCAUCGCCGGGCGUGCUCUCUACAAGGUGUUCCACCAAAUGUGGCUCAAGCAUCGCAUGUGGGAGCGCUAUCGUCGGUACUUCAUCGGGUGGCAUGUGCUGGAGAACACGUCGCACACGGGCCCCGGCGGCGAGGGGGCCCACCACCGCCGGGGCUCCUAUGUGACGGCCGGCGUCCCGCCGAGUUUCGCCCACGUUCAUGGCGGCGGCAAUUUCCAACCGCCCCCCACCGAUCGUCACCAUGCCUGGCCAUCCUCCGCCGGCUCGUGAGCGUGGUAAGUCGCGGGUCGGCAUGGGGGCCAGCCGGGCGCGAGGGUGCUCAUGCGUCACGCCACAUAUUCACAUACAUACACACACACACACA